Molecule: messenger RNA, 745 nt
Organism: Frankliniella occidentalis (western flower thrips)
Lineage: Eukaryota; Metazoa; Arthropoda; Insecta; Thysanoptera; Thripidae
Product: sodium bicarbonate cotransporter 3-like
Exons: 3
Biological process (GO): bicarbonate transport; transmembrane transport; regulation of intracellular pH
Cellular component (GO): plasma membrane
Molecular function (GO): monoatomic anion transmembrane transporter activity; solute:inorganic anion antiporter activity; sodium:bicarbonate symporter activity
Source: RefSeq, a predicted model, not a curated record
UUAUUUCAGUUUUGUUUGUUGUUUCUUUUCUAAAUUAACAAUAAUAAUUCGUGGCCACGUGUGACACACCUGGCGUCGCUAGGCGCGCGCGCGGGCCUCGGGGCGCCAGGCAGCUCCAUCACGUCGGACGCAAAUAACCAAUUAGUCGGCUCGGAGCCGUUGUUUCCAAGUUCCAAUUACAAGCGCUGCGUGGGCGCCCUGCGCCCCGCGCCCCGCGCCGCUGGCAGAAAUAAAAACUCUGUACUCUGCGCCAUGCCUUACAGGAGAGGGCAUGGAGCGGAGCCCCAGCGCCAUCUCCAUGCCGAGGAACCACAGCUCCAGCGCGCUGGGCGACCUCAACGGGGAGCACAAGAGUAACGUCAACUUUAUGAGGAAGAUUCCCCCCGGGGCGGAGGCGUCCAACAUCCUGGUCGGCGAGGUCGACUUCCUGGACAGGACGAUCGCGGCCUUCGUCCGCCUCAACCAGGCCGCCUUCCUCGGGGACAUCACCGAGGUCCCGGUGCCCACGAGGUUCAUGUUCGUGCUCCUGGGACCCACGGGCGGCAUCGCCAGCUUCCACGAGAUCGGCCGCGCCAUGGCCACGCUCAUGUCGGACGAGGUGUUCCACGAGGUGGCCUACAAGGCGCGCAACCGGAACCACCUCCUGGCCGCCGUGGACGAGUUCCUGGACGCCGUCACCGUCCUGCCCCCCGGCGAGUGGGACCCGAGCAUCCGCAUCGAGCCACCAGCCGCCAUUCCAUCCCAG